GAUACAAAGGAUAAAGUUUAAAUGUUAAUGAAUAUUUAAAGGUUAUCUACUAUCUACCUGCUCUCUAUUGCAUGUAUAGUGUACAUGCCUAAAAAUUCCUGAAUAGCACAAAAAUAACCAAAUCACUAAAUGUUGAAUUAGUAUCCAUUCUCCCUGAUGAGCCAGAAGGGGUGGAGUUUCCACAAAGUGAGUACAAAUGUGGAUGUGUUGUUCCUGUAUUUCAAAAUAGAAGAGUCUCCUACACCUUUCUAAGAAGCUCACUUUGGAACUGCAGUUUUAAACAAAGAUGACAACAUAUUCAGAGAGAGGAAUACCUGUAAGCUCGGUAAGUCCACAGUAUCUGCACACAAACUCUACUAGCCACACCUGGCCCUUCAGUGCAGUAGCAGAAUUGAUUGACAAUGCUUAUGACCCAGGUAUCAAUGCAAAACAGCUCUGGAUUACAAAAAGUGUGUUUAAAAACCAGGACUGCCUCCUCUUUUUGGAUAAUGGAAAUGGCAUGGACUAUGAGAAUAUGCACAAAAUGCUCAGUUUUGGCUUCAGCGAUAAGCAGCAGUUAAAAAAACAUGUUCCAGUUGGUCUUUACGGUAACGGUUUUAAGUCCGGCUCCAUGCGCUUGGGAAAGGAUGCCAUUGUUUUCUCAAAGAAAGCUGACACCAUGUGUGUGGGUCUGCUGUCACAGACUUACCUUGAGAGGACAGGAGCACAGAAUGUCCUUGUUCCUAUUGUCUCGUUCACAUACACUGGACAGACAGUCAGUGCUGCACCAGAGCAUGCAGAGAGUCUUCGAGAUAUCCUGGAGCAUUCUUUGUUUAACACUGAGGAAAAACUGUUUUCUCAGUUCAAAGUUAUUGAAAGUCAUGCUAAACUAAGUGGAACCUGCAUCAUAAUCUGGAACCUACGCAGAAAAUCUUCAGGAGAAUUAGAAUUUGAUUUCUUGAAGGACCCCAAAGACAUCCGGAUCCUCGAUGAUGUGUACAAUAAAUUCAGGGAGUCAAACAAACGUCAGGCUCAGGAGAGCAUGUCAGUGCCUGAGAGUGUUUAUUCACUACGGGCUUACUGUAGUAUCCUGUACCUGAUUCCAAGAAUGGAGAUUAUCCUUCAAGGGCAUAAGGUGGAAGCUCAGUCUAUCACAACAACUCUAGCAAAGGCUCAUACGGACACAUACAAACCUGAAUGUCUUAAAAAGGCAAUAACAAUCACAUUUGGCUACAACAAAAAGAGCAUGGAGAACUACGGAUUGAUGAUGUACAACAAAAACCGUCUCAUUAAAGCCUACGUGCGUGUCCCCUGCCAGCGGAAGGGCAACCACACAGGACAAGGUGUUAUCGGGGUUAUAGAGUGUAAUCACCUCGUACCAACUCACAAUAAGCAGGACUUUGAUGAUACUCAAGAGUACAGGAACACCAUGAAGAAUCUAAAUAUUAAGCUUGAGCAAUAUUGGAGGAACUUCACUUAUAGUCAUCAAGCCUUUAUGCCUGUUGAUAAUACUGAAAGUUGCACAGAUGCAGCUCAGGCAACUUGCCCCAGGCUCUUGCCUGAGGUUUCUGAUGAGGAACAACUUGGAUACCUCAAAACACACAAAGGGCAAAAGAAGAGAACCCUGGUCCAGUGUCAAGAUAAAACAGAGAAGAAGAAAUCCAAGCAACUCGAUUUUGACAACAACAUGCCAGGGACAUCAACAUCCACAGCCUCACAUGCCAUGUUUAGUGAAAGUGAAAGUGAAAGCAGUGAUAGCAGUGAAAAGAUAGUAGGAAUAAAAAACAUUAAAACACAAGCCAGCUCUGAACACCAACAGCUUCUUCAGGCCAAGCAGGAGAUAAAGCAGCUCCAAGAGAGGGUGAACGGUCUAGAAGAUGAGAAGUCCGCUUUGGCAAGCUGCUGUGAGAGCCUGCAGAAUGACCGCCUCAGGUUAAGAGAACUCAGACAAAGUGUGGCAUGUCUCCUGGUCAGCUUUGUCCCUGAAGUAAAUCUUCAGCAGUUGGACUACGAUUGUGAAGCUGUUGAUGAAAUUCUUACUCAAGUUAUAAAUAAGAUCUCCCCAACAGAGCCAGCCUCUACAUAAAAACCCAUAUGAGGAUGGGUUCCCCUUUGAGUCUGGUAUAUCAAAAGGUUUCUUCCUUCCAUUCUAGGGAGUUUUUCCUUGCUACUGCUGACUGAGUCACCUCAGACUUGCUCAUUGGGGAUAAAC
Molecule: messenger RNA, 2191 nt
Organism: Tachysurus fulvidraco (yellow catfish)
Lineage: Eukaryota; Metazoa; Chordata; Actinopteri; Siluriformes; Bagridae
Product: MORC family CW-type zinc finger protein 3-like
Exons: 14
Coding region: 287-2065 (592 amino acids)
Cellular component (GO): PML body; nucleus
Molecular function (GO): ATP hydrolysis activity
Source: RefSeq, a predicted model, not a curated record